Messenger RNA from Diaporthe amygdali, 1095 nucleotides. RefSeq names its product 25S rRNA (uridine(2843)-N(3))-methyltransferase. Lineage: Eukaryota; Fungi; Ascomycota; Sordariomycetes; Diaporthales; Diaporthaceae. Bases 1 to 1095 code for a protein of 364 amino acids. The transcript has a single exon. The record is from RefSeq and is a predicted model, not a curated record.
AUGGUCAAGAAACCACCCCCAAAGUCCUCCUCAAGAAAGACGCCCAUCAAGCAAACGAAUCCGGUCAAGCCCAAAGGAAGUAGCGAAAGCAAGCCGGCAGAUCAGAUCCCGAUUCAAGACAUAGCUCACCAGCAAAAGGUCCUAAGAGUAUUCGAGAAUUCAUUCACUUCUGUCCUGUCGUCACAGAACUUCAACAGUACUCUCCAAGAAGUCAAAACAGCACUUUUCAAUCGCGAGUUUGAUAAAGCCUUCGGCAAUGAGGACUUUCUCGAGGCCUAUGCCUCGAGAUGGAGUCCCACUAGGGCAUUGUGCUACGCCUCGGUGCUGACUGGUAUAAGGUCUCAUUUGGAUGGACUUUCUGAGCGCAGCGCGGCCGAGUAUGCCCUGGACAACGGGGGUGGACAAGAUCCCUUGAGAGUGCUGGCAAUAGGUGGUGCGGCAGCCGAGCUUGUCGCACUGGGUUCUUUCCUCAGCCAACAACCAACCGCUCUCACCGGCUCCAUCACACUCGUCGAUGUUGGCCCAUGGGCAGGUGUGGUGACGAAGUUGCGCACAGGACUCAGCAUUGCAGCUCCGCUGUCGAAAUAUGCCAGCACAGCGGCCCAGGCUGCAAACACACCGUUGGUAGAGUCCACCAGGCUUGGGGACGUCAUAUUCAAGCAGCAGGACGUGCUAUCUCUUAGUGGAGAUGACCUCGCAGCCUUGGUCCGGACAAACGGAGCGGAGCACCAGCCCGUGCUUGUCACGCUGUUCUUCACGCUCAACGAGCUGUUUACAGCAGGCGGGAUAGGAAAGACUACGGCCUUCCUGCUCAAACUCACCGAGAUGGUACCGCCUGGAUCUUUGUUGCUAGUCAUUGACAGCCCGGGCAGCUACUCCGAGACAACCGUAGGCAAGGAGGCAAAGCGGUACCCUACCCAGUGGCUCCUUGAGAAGAUCCUACUCGACACAGCCGGAGAUGCCUGGGAGAAGAUUGAGUCGCAAGAUUCUGCCUGGUUCCGCUUGUCGCCGGACUUGAAGUACCCCAUCCCGCUAGAGGAUAUGCGAUAUCAGAUACAUCUGUACCGUGCUACCAGACGUGCAGCGGAGGACUAA